AUGUUGAUCAAAGUGCGAACGCUGACCGGCAAGGAGAUUGAGCUCGACAUUGAGUCUGCCUACAAGGUCUCCCAGAUCAAGGAAAAGGUCGAGGAGAAGGAAGGCAUCCCGCCGGUGCAGCAGCGCCUCAUCUACGGCGGCAAGCAAAUGACCGACGACAAGACGGCCGCCGACUACGAUCUCAAGGGCGGCGACACGCUGCAUCUGGUCCUCGCCCUCCGCGGCGGUCGCCAAUAG
Messenger RNA from Akanthomyces muscarius, 237 nucleotides. RefSeq lists its product as uncharacterized. The transcript has 4 exons. Lineage: Eukaryota; Fungi; Ascomycota; Sordariomycetes; Hypocreales; Cordycipitaceae. The coding region runs from base 1 to 237 and encodes 78 amino acids. Gene Ontology annotation, biological process: regulation of proteolysis; protein neddylation; modification-dependent protein catabolic process. The record is from RefSeq and is a predicted model, not a curated record. Gene Ontology annotation, cellular component: cytoplasm; nucleus. Gene Ontology annotation, molecular function: protein tag activity; ubiquitin protein ligase binding.